AUGAUGAUAAAUAUACGUGGUGUGUGACCAAGACGAUUAAAGAACAAGAAAAACAGCUUGGUAUUUGAACUAACUUGAUCAAAGUACAAAUGAAUGUUGGAGGUCUGAGAAAUUGAUUAGAAGAUCAGAAACUUUUCGGAAAAAAAUUAGUUUGGACAAAAAUUUUAAAUCUGUAGAAAUAAAAGGUGAAAAUAUACUAUUUAAAUUUCAAUUUGAAAAAUUAAAAAAAUUGGAAUUUUCCGCUUCAAAUUUCGAAUCUUCUAAUUUUUGGGCUCAAAAUCACUUUUAAAGCCAUAGUCCUAAUUUCUCAAUAUUUUUUUUGCAGAAACUUCACUGGACCUUCUGGAACAGCGGCGGCUUCUCCAGAUAUCAAUCGAUUGGCUGAAAUGUUUGGAAAUGCUGGAUUUGGUGGUGCAGCUGUGAGUUUUUUCCGGGAUUUUCUGGACCCUUAGAUCCCUAUUUCUGUUUCUUCUCCACACAAAUCUAAAAUUCACACAUAAUACGGUAUUAUUCAUGAUUGAGAUAAUUUGAAAAGUGUGCAUGCAGCUGUACAAAAAAUGGAACAUACAAUUAGCUGGUGUCUUUCUCUCUUCCAUGCCUGGCAAAGUGUAAAUAAUAGAUUUUUGAAAUGAUUAAUUAUUUCAAUCUUGCCUCGAUUUUUUCAAUCGUCCCCCCUCUCUUUUUUAUUUUAUUUUAUUUCUUCUUAUUUGAAAAGUCCCCUUUUUUGUUGGAAAAAGAAGUGAUGAGUCGGAAGUUGUCGUCGUCUUUUGAGAAAAAGCAAAAAGUGUUCUGAAUUAUGUACAACAUUUUUGACAUGAGGAGAUAAUGUGAGGGUGAAAAAUAGAGGGAAAAUUGGAGAAGGCAACAAUUAUCAUAUACGGUAGCUCGGAAACAUUGCUCAUUUUAAGCGCUAGAAAAAUUACUGGGUUCUAUAUGUUUCAAAAUUUUCAUGAAUGAGUUUUAGAAUUUUUUAGCACAUUGCGUCACAGUUAAUCUCACUGACAUUUAAAAAUAUGGUUCAUGAGAAAAUCCUGGAUGUUAUAGGUUUCAGGAAAUGUUCAAAUUGUUUUUUGAUCAUUUUUCAACAGUACAGUGAAUAAUUUUAGAUCUUGAUCGAAAUUUCCUAAUUUUCUAUGUUUCAAAAUAAUUUGAAGGGUUAAAAAAUUUUUUAUUUGAAAUUUUCAACGAUUUUUCCGUGAAAAUUUGGAAAUUUUGAGUUUUAUUGUUAGUCAAAAAUUCCAAAAAUCACCUUUGAAAUUGUAAAAAAUUUACUGUUUCAAAAUUUAGUUAACAGAAGAAAUUUUAAUUUUUGAUGCUUCUAUUCACAUUCAUGAUGGAAAUAUUAAAAUUGGAAAAAAUGUGUUGUACUCAAAAUUUCUAAGUUUUUUUGUUGAGGAAAAAUUUACUGUUUCAGAAUUUUUAGUUAAAGAAUUUUUAAUUUUUAUGCUGCUGAAUUUGUCUAUUAAAAUCUGUCAGAAAUUGUUUUAGGAGAAAGUGGUUCGAAAAAUUGUCACCUCAAAAAUUCUGUUUUUUGUUUAAAAAAAUUCACUGUUUCAAAACUUUCAGUUGAAGAAAUUGUAAUUUAAGCGACCGAUUCCAACAAUAAACUCUAUAUGUAAUUUUAAAAAAUCUAGAUGGUCCCUAUAUUUUCCUUCAUUUUUAUCUGGUCCAUAAAUAUGUAACACACUUAAUUUUUCCUCCUCCUCAUCCUUAUUUUCCAUUUUUCCUGACUACUUUUUAUGCUCUUCUUCCCUUCGAGCAUUUUUUGGCUUAUCUCAAAUCUCGACUCAUCCAUCUAAUAAUUUGAAAUUUAAUAAAUCAAAAUGGAAAAAUGAGAAGAUCUAAUAUGUUUUUUCUCGUUGUCGUGUGUUUGAAAAACAAUGAAUUCCCGAGUGUAUCAUUAUUUCUUUUUUUUUUUCCUCCGAAUUUUUUUGGGCAUGUUCUUGUGCUUCUGAAUAUGUAUCGCAUUGGCUCAUCUUCUCGUCAUUCAUUUUCAAUCAAUCACGCAAACAAACACACGAGAAAAUGUUGGAAUUUGGUUUUUUUUGGUGGUCAAGAUGAAGAUGAUGAGCUCUUUUUGCUCAUUUUCAAUUAGUAGAAACAAAAAAAGAGAAAUUUUUGGCCUUGCGAAAAUUCACUGUUUCUAAGGUUGCAAAUUUGAGUUACAAAAUAAUUUUCAAAUAUUCUGAAACUUAGAAAAACGAUCCUGAUUUUUUCCAGAUUUUUUUUCCGAAAAAUAUUGAAGGUUCCGAAAAAUAUUGAAAACAAAGUUGAUUCAUCAAUUAAUAAAUUCCAAGAAAAAAAUUUCAAAAUAUUUUGAAACGUAGAAAAUUCAGGAAAUAAUUCGAAUUUUUUCAUUGAGAUUUUUCAUUAAAUUUCCCCCUGCACAGUAUUUUGAAGUCAAUUUUGAGCCCGUUUUCCUUCUCCGAUGAAACAAAAGACAAUAAUUUGGCCAAAGCAUAUAAAAAUCAGAUUUUUCAAUUUUGUGUCGCAUUUUUUUCCGCGACCCUUUUUUUCUCGUUGCCCAUCCUUCGUCGUUUUUCGUUUUUUAUUAUAUAUUCGACAUACAUGGAUAUAUAUCCAUUUUUCGAUUAAUUUUCAAAUGUGUGUGUACAUGUGUGAAUGAUGGGCGCAUAAAAAUAAAAUGAUAUUAGAAAAGGACACAUUGGCAUGGAGAAAUAGAUAGAUGAAUAUUCUUUUUGAGGAGCAGAAGUUCAUUGUUUUUGGAGUCGUGGAAUGGAAAUCCUCAAGUUCAGUUUGAAAAUUCAGAUUCUGAAACCUAGGAAUAGCUUAGACAGGUUUAGCUGAAGUUGAAAAAAACUUGAGUUUUCCUAGAUUUUUUUGGUCUGAAAAUUGGCUUCGGCCCAUUUUUUUUACCCCAGAAUUUGGUUUUGUUCAAAUUUUAGUUUGGAUCUGAAUUCCAGAUUCUGGAAAAUAAAGUUCUGGGGAUUUCAAAAAGCACAUAUUUCAGAAUAUUGUUAGCUUGAAAAUUCAGAAUUUUUGAAAUUAACUUCUGAAUUUUUUUGAUCUCUAGAAACGUUUGUACGAUUUCCCUUAAAAAUCGGUAAAACUGAAGAUUUGAAGAACUUGGUUUUUUCUAGAAAUUCUGAAAAUUUGGAUUGCAAUUAGGAUUUUCCGCCAGAGAAUUCCAAUUUUCAAAAUUUACCAUAACUCCAAUGUUUCUAGUCCAGAGCUCUAAGUCCCUAGAAAUCCCUGGCUUUUGCUCCAAGCUUGCUCUUUCAUAAUCAAAUUAAUUGUUCCCUUCCCGAAAUUCUUGGCAACAUAUUUAUCCGAAACGAAGCGAAACAUUGUAUAAAAGAGUAUCAAAUGUCAUGUCCCCCCAACCAACAAAAAUGCUAAUCUGAUAUCAAAUUUACAUGAUGCAUUUUAUUGUGUUUGCUGCUAUUUUCUGCCCCCUCCCUAAACAUAUUUUCUUGAUGCUCUCAUUAAACGAUUGUUUUUGAUGGGGGAGGCAUGAGAAUAGGUUGUGUUGUGUAAUAUAAUAGUGCGCGAGAGAUGGGCAAAAUGAGAUAGAAGGGAGCGGAGCAACAGAAGAGGAAGCAAAAAAGAAGAACCGCUUAUACAAUUGUUGUUAAUCUGUUCUUUUUAUGCUGCUUUCUACAAGACAGCUGGGUUUCCGGUCGAGGUAUUAUGAAAUUCGAAAUUGAAAGAGUGGCUAAUUGAAUUGAGCCGCCUGCCUGUUUGUGUGUGUUUUUUAUUAACUAUAAGCGGUGACAGAUGGAAUAAAUAGACUGUAAUGGGAUUCUCGAGCAUUUGAUGUAUCCGCGCUUUAUGAGGGGAGCAGCGGAAGAGAGGCUUUUUUGGAGAGGAUUACUGUAGAUUGUCUGGAAAUCCACGUGGAAUCUGAAAAUUGACGAGGUUUUGGAUUUCUGAACUUCUGAAGUUCUACUUUUCUAGACAUGAUUUUGCGACAAAGUUCUAAACUUGUUCUGGCUCUAGAAACUUAGGAAUGAAGUUUGGAAGCUUUAUAUAUAAUCCUGAACUUUGAUAUCCCGAUUGCCUAGUUCAUCGGAGCUCUGUCUAGAUUGGGAUACUGUAGAUCGCCUAGAAAUCCACGUGUUGACUUCGUUUGGCCAAUUGUUUUCGGAUUUCUGGAGUUCUGAAGUUCUAGUUGAUAGAAUUUUGCAACUCUAGAAACUUGGGAAAGCAGCUUGUACUCUUGAAUAUUGAGAUGUCGUGUGUCUCGAGCCCUGUCUAGAUCAGGAUUUUCAAACUGGAAUGUUGCUUGAUUUUCUGGUGAUUCUGAGCUGAAAUAUGGUUUGAAUUUGACGUUAACAAGUUAUAGAUUUUGUUUUAAUGUUCUCCGAUCUUUCUGUUCCAAUCGGAAUUUUGGAUUUUACCAAACUCUGAAGUUCUAGAAAUCUUGCUCAAAUUUAUAAAUUUGGAAAAAUUUCUUCGGAAAUUUCAAUUCAGUUGACUCUUGUUUUCUAGAAGCUAAAACCAUCCACCAAAAUCCCCCCGUCAUAACUCUAUCAAAAUAAUUGGAAUAUUACAAAAUGGUGCCAAUCCCUCUCUCGUCGCUCAAAAAGUCUCAAUAUUUACACCUUUUCAUUUUAUUUGUUGUGACAUUCGAUCAUCAGUUGUCAUCAUAGAAAUAUCAAUUAAUUGUCUCGUAUUAUCAAUGUUAAAAAUCUUCUUCUUCUUUUUUUUGUUUUUGCUCCUUUCAACAAUCCCUCAUAUCUUCUUCUCGUGACUUCUUCAAAAAAAUUGUCAAAAAAUGUGUUCGUUGUGAGCGCCACAAGAAAAAAAAGAGAGAAAGGUGGCGAAAAUGAAUAGAAACAAAUAAUUUAUUAUCAUUUGUGUGGUGUCGAGUGUUUUUCUCGGAGAUUUAUGAAGGGUGUACAAAGAAAGAACUGGUAGCCAAAAAGAAGUUGUGAUUUAUCGGAUUUUGAAAGACCGCGAAAUUUUUGCACUUUUUGUUGCACAACUCAAGUGGGAUUACGGUGGUUAUAAAUUGAUCGGACAUGUUUCUUGAGAGAUCGGAAUCUUUUUGGACGGUCUAGUCUCCCACCUGACUGUUGCUUGGCUUUUUCCUGAAGCCUUAGGGUCUUUGUAAAAGGGCCGGAUACCUCGGGCCUCCGUGAUUCGAGCUGACUAUAGGCUGUUCCUGACAGUAACUUCUCCGAAGUUUCAAUCAAUUCGGUUCGAACUCACACCUCGGCCAAAAUAGUUUUAACUCUAAGUUUUUACAAGUAUGAAAACUGUGAAUUUUUCAGUUUUGGUCUCUCAAUUUUUUUCAAAAUUGUACUUUGACCAACCACGGAUUGGCCGAGGUGGGCUUCUCGAAAUCUUACAAGUCGGGUAGAGCCUGAUCCCAAGCUGGACUAAGCUCGAGUUGCUCAAGGAUUAGACUACCAGAGUUUGUCUCAUAUUCGGAAGCCUUCAAGACCUUAGGCCGACCUGAAGUGUCUGAAAACUAGGCAGAAGCUGAACUAGAAGCUCUAGUCUUCAUUGAUGGAUCUAGACUUUGCAUAAGUCUUCCAGAACUUUAUCUCGAAACCUCCUAAAUUCUGGGCUUCUGAAAUCGUUCCCCCCCCCCCUGUAGUUUUUGAAAAGACAUAUAUAGGAAAACAAUAAUUUCAAUCAUCAUCAUCUCAUUAAUUAGGGUAUUUUCUUGAGAACAUGUGUGUGUUGGAGCCUUGUUGUAUCACUUAAUGCAUGUUGUCACAACCUAAGUAUGUUGUGGUGUAAUGCAUAAAUUGAAUAAAAGACUCUCUCCCUUCGUGUUUCUCGCGCAUCUGACGCAAAGAUUCUUGUAAUUAUGGAUAAUUCUUCCUCUUUCCCUCAUGUUUCUUCUAUUUGUUUUUAUUAAUAUUAUGAAAACAAAUGAAUAAGAAGGAAAGGAAAGAAUGUUGUAAUUGAACAAUUAAGUUUUUGGUGCUCCGGUCGUUGUGUGUAUGGCUAUAAAAUUGUUUUUGGUUGAAUCCCCCAAGGAAAUGUUAAUUUGUUAGAAGAAGAUGUAUUUUCAAUCAGGAGCCUUCUUUUUCGACGAGUUUUUUUUAUUUUGGCAAAUUGAAAAUUUGGGGUACGGUAGAAUGAACGGAUUAUGGAAACGAAAUGGGAUUGGAAUUAGGUUGGAAUUGAGGAUAUAUAGUUUUCGAUGACAGCUUGACGUGCAUCAAAUGAUGUUUGACAGGUCUAUGUUAUUAUGUAUGUAGUCAGGAGCAUGUUUUUUGAAUUUUCGAGAAAGAAGCGAAGAGUUUCUCAAGAUGCUUGGUUUCUUAGUCAAAAUGUUCUAGAUUCAAACUCCUCGAAUUUAUACGUUUCAAAAAUUUCACAAAAUCCUACCCAGUCGCCAACAAAAAGCUCCAAAAAAUUCUUUCACGCCCAAUUGAUCCACCGUAUCCCUUCAAUUUGUUUCACCAAAAACCGCAACAUUUCGAAAAAUGCAAUGAAAAUAUCCAUAGCUUUUCACAUUCCAAUAAAUCACGCAUCAAUCGGUUCAACACACGAAACCCGUUCGUGUUCCCCCCAUGGUUUUUUGUUGUCUACCUACCGACACACGGCGGUUUACCCUUUUUGUGUGUCGAGUGCUUAAUGAUGUAUUAUGUAUAAAUGCAACAACAGUUGUGCUUUUUUUUAUUAUAUUUUUCGAACGAACAAAACUAAUCAUCUACUCGAUUUAUCAACAAAAACUGAUUGAUCGUGCCGUCAGACAUCAAAAGCUCGCGCGGCUUUAAACUCGCAGAGCAGGUCAAAAUAUUAAUAUUUCGACACAAGGUGCGAAUUAUUAUUAUUAAAACAACAGCCAAAAGUUGUGUCGAAGCUCUUCCAGGAGAGGAAGAAGAAGGGGAAGAUGGAAUUAAUGUUGAGAUGGGAUAAAUUUGGGCAUCAAAUUACAAUUCAAUUUGGACAUUUUUUCCAUGCUUCAGAUAUCAUAUUUUCUUUCUUGAUGAUGAGAAAACAAUUGUAUGUGGGAUGGAUUUUGAAAAUGAAAAAUCAUGAGUGGAAGAUGGAAAUGGGGAUAGAAAUGGACUUUGGAUUUGGGAAACUUUUGAAACAUUAGCUAGAAAAGGUUAUCUGAGAGAAGGCUGUCAGAAAUCACGCCGGUUUUUCACUACUUUGGAUUACUCCGAAGAAGUUUUGCAGAAAUCACAAGAAUGUCUGUUUUUCUGGAAUUUUCAAAAUUCAAACUUUUUUCUGAAAACAAGUUUCAUUUCUUCACCGGAAACAGAAAGGGCAAACUCUCUAGUGCACUAUUGAUUUUUUUCUGAAAAAAAUUGAGCUCCCGCUUUGAAAUUCAGCCCCCCCAAAUCCAACCACAAAAUUCUCAAAUUUUCCAGGCACCCGCCGCUGCUCCAGCCGCCGUCAAUCCCGAACAACAAUACGCUGCUCAAUUGGAGCAACUCCAAAGCAUGGGAUUCUCCAACCGCGCCGCAAACAUUGCCGCGCUAACCGCAUCGUUUGGCGAUUUGAAUGCGGCCGUCGAACGUCUUCUUAACACUCCCAGAUAA
Molecule: messenger RNA, 7475 nt
Organism: Caenorhabditis angaria
Lineage: Eukaryota; Metazoa; Nematoda; Chromadorea; Rhabditida; Rhabditidae
Source: the annotation of a GenBank genome assembly